Messenger RNA from Alternaria incomplexa, 175 nucleotides. RefSeq lists its product as uncharacterized. Gene Ontology annotation, molecular function: hydrolase activity. Gene Ontology annotation, cellular component: extracellular region. The annotation marks the transcript as partial. The record is from RefSeq and is a predicted model, not a curated record. Lineage: Eukaryota; Fungi; Ascomycota; Dothideomycetes; Pleosporales; Pleosporaceae. The transcript has a single exon.
AUGCUGAAUACGGAUCAAUGCUGGGAUGUGAGUAGCCAAGAGUCGCUCACCCACAAUGGAGGAGGCGACGCGCUAGGCAUUGUAUCCAUGGUGCGCUGGACUUUGGAAAAGUACCAUGCAGACAAAGACCGCGUGUUCGUUACCGGAACGAGUUCAGGCGCGAUGAUGACCAACG